Pseudophryne corroboree (corroboree frog) is the source of this 2688-nucleotide messenger RNA. RefSeq names its product XPA binding protein 2 (gene XAB2). Gene Ontology annotation, molecular function: protein binding. The coding region runs from base 196 to 2625 and encodes 809 amino acids. Gene Ontology annotation, biological process: generation of catalytic spliceosome for first transesterification step; mRNA splicing, via spliceosome. Gene Ontology annotation, cellular component: Prp19 complex; U2-type catalytic step 2 spliceosome; post-mRNA release spliceosomal complex. The transcript is spliced from 19 exons. Lineage: Eukaryota; Metazoa; Chordata; Amphibia; Anura; Myobatrachidae. The record is from RefSeq and is a predicted model, not a curated record.
GUCCUGAAGUAACCGCUUCGAAGACAGGUUGUGCUGCUGAGGCACUGCUGGCGGUGGCUAUGCGUAUGAGCCAUGUCACUUGGUGGACAGCUGGUCUGUGGGGAGGAACUGUAGGCAGAAUUGGACAGAGCUGAGGAAGAUGACUUGCAGUAUGAGGAGGAGAUCCUGCGAAACCCAUACUCUGUCAAGUGCUGGAUGCGCUAUAUUGAAUGCAAGCUCACCGGCCCGGUGCACGCACUUAACCUAGUCUAUGAAAGAGCACUAAAGGAGUUGCCAGGAAGCUACAAGCUGUGGUAUGCCUACCUAAAGCAGCGCAGGAAGCAGGUGAAGAGAAGGUGUCUCACCGAUCCGGCCUUCGAGGAGGUGAAUAACUGUCAUGAGAGAGCCCUUGUAUUCAUGCACAAGAUGCCCCGAAUUUGGCUGGACUACUGCCAGUUCCUUAUGGAUCAGUGUAAAAUAUCCCGCACCAGGAGAACCUUUGAUCGGGCUCUUCGGGCCCUUCCCAUCACACAGCACUAUCGCAUCUGGCCUCUUUACUUGCGCUUUGUCCGUUCACACUCUGUGCCAGAGACCGCCGUCCGGGUCUACAGGAGAUACCUGAAACUGUCACCAGAAAAUGCAGAGGAGUAUAUAGAAUAUCUGCGCUCUGUGGACAGGUUAGAUGAGGCGGCCUCCAGACUCGCAGCCAUUGUAAACCAGGAUGAUUUCGUGUCCAAGGAGGGGAAAUCUAACUAUCAGCUCUGGCAGGAGCUGUGCACACUCCUCUCCCACAACCCUAAUUCUGUCCACUCCCUGGACUCGGCAGCCAUUAUACGAGGGGGCCUGACCCGCUUUACAGACCAGAGGGGCAAGCUGUGGUGUGCGCUGGCCGAGUAUCAUGCCCGCAGUGGACAUUUUGAAAAGGCACGGGAUGUCUACGAGGAGGCCAUUCAGACAGUCACCACUGUACGUGAUUUCACGCAAGUAUUUGACAACUACGCUCAGUUUGAAGAGAACGUUAUUGCUGCCAAAAUGGAGACAGUCAGUGAGAUGGGGAAAGAGAAGGACGAUGACCUAGAUCUAGAGCUGCGAUUGGCUCGCUUUGAGCAGCUGAUGGAGCGGAGACCUCUCUUACUUAAUGGCGUGUUACUGCGACAGAACCCACACAAUAUCCAUGAGUGGCACAAGAGGGUCCAGUUGUAUCAAGACAAGCCGCGUGAGAUCAUUAACACCUACACAGAGGCCGUCCAGACUGUGGACCCAGCAAAGGCAACUGGGAAACCGCACUCACUUUGGGUCUCCUUCGCUAAGUUCUAUGAGGACAACGGCCAAAUAGAGGAUGCCCGGGCGAUCCUGCAGAGGGCAACGCUAGUGAAGUAUACCCACGUGGAUGACCUGGCCUUGGUCUGGUGCCAGUUUGGAGAGAUGGAGCUGAGACACGAGAACUAUGAUGAGGCACUGGCUAUAUUGAGGAAAGCCACGGCCGUUCCUGCCCGGAAGGCAGAAUAUUUUGAUGCGUCAGAGCCUGUCCAGAACAGGCUAUACAAGUCCCUGCGAGUGUGGUCCAUGCUGGCUGAUCUGGAGGAAAGUUUAGGCACUUUCAAGUCCACUAAGGCUGUAUACGAUCGUAUUAUUGAUCUUCAUAUAGCCACCCCGCAGAUCAUCAUCAAUUACGCCCUCUUUCUGGAGGAACACAACUACUUUGAAGAAAGUUUUAAGGCCUACGAGCGUGGGAUAGCUCUGUUCCGCUGGCCCAAUGUGUAUGAUAUCUGGAGCACCUACCUAUCCAAGUUCAUUGCUCGCUAUGGAGGAAAGAAGCUGGAGAGAGCUCGCGAUCUCUUUGAGCAGGCUCUGGACGGAUGCCCCCGAAAGUUUGCAAAAAAUAUCUUUCUCCUGUAUGCUAAGCUGGAGGAGGAGCACGGCCUGGCCCGGCAUGCUAUGGCUUUGUAUGAGCGAGCGACGCAGGCGGUGGAACCGGGGGAGCAGUACGAAAUGUUUAACAUUUACAUCAAGCGAGCUGCUGAGAUUUAUGGGGUCACACACACCCGCAGCAUUUAUGAGCGCGCUAUCGAGCUCUUGUCAGACGAGCAGUCCCGGGAGAUGUGUGUACGGUUUGCGGACAUGGAGUGUAAGCUGGGUGAGAUUGAUCGGGCCCGAGCUGUGUACUCCUACUGUUCUCAGAUAUGUGAUCCGCGGCUGACGUCUGGGUUCUGGCAGACGUGGAGAGACUUUGAGGUGCGGCACGGUAACGAGGACACACUACGGGAGAUGUUACGUGUGAAGCGGAGUGUACAGGCCAAGUACAACACACAGGGAACGUUCCUUGUAUCGCAGAGACUGAGAGCAGAGGGCGGAGCUGCCAGUGAUGAUGCCAGAGAACCAGCUGACGAGAUGCAGGCGCUGGAGCAGAGAGCAGCCGUGGUGGCAGCGGAGGCGGAGAAGGAUAAACCUCAGAUGAAGGAGAAGAUCCUCUUUGUCCGGUCUGAUGCUUCCCGUACAGAGUUAGCAGAGCUGACGCUUCAAGCGAACCCAGAUGAGAUUAACAUAGGCGAUGAGGAUUCAGAAGAAGAGAUGGAACCCGACGAAGUUCAGCUGGAACAGAAAUCGAUCCCUGCAUCUGUCUUCUCCGGCCUUGGUGAUGACUGAGCUCCAGGUUCCUACAACACCGCCUUCCCAACCAGUUACAAUAAAAGACAAACCACAAUUUUU